This is a messenger RNA of Miscanthus lutarioriparius, 1617 nucleotides long. Lineage: Eukaryota; Viridiplantae; Streptophyta; Magnoliopsida; Poales; Poaceae. The record is from the annotation of a GenBank genome assembly.
AUGGCGGCGGGGCUGCUGCUCAAGAUGGUCGGCUUCUGCGUCUGGGCGCUCUUCUGGCUCGCCGGCUCCGCCACCGUGAGCACGAGCACCACCGCCUUCGCCGGCGGCGAGGUGGUGGUCGUGGACGCGCGGUCCGCCAUCGCCGUCACCGACGACGACUUCGUCUGCACCACAUUGGACUGGUGGCCGCCGGAGAAGUGCGACUACGGCACCUGCAGCUGGGGCCUCGCCUCCCUCCUCAACCUGAAUCUCUCUAACAAAAUCCUGAUGAAUGCCGUCAAAGCAUUCUCCCCGUUGAAGCUCCGCCUGGGCGGCACUUUGCAAGAUAUGUUGAUAUACGACACCAGUGACUCUCGCCUACCGUGCACUCCAUUCGUGAAGAACGCAUCUGCGAUGUUUGGUUUCUCACAAGGUUGUCUGCCGUUGCGUAGAUGGGACGAGCUCAACGCAUUCUUCCAAAAAACUGGGCCAAAAGUUAUUUUUGGGCUGAAUGCUCUGAAUGGCCGGGUCACAAUGCCUGAUGGUUCUUUAGGGGGUCCAUGGAAUUACACAAAUGCAGCUUCUUUUAUUCACUACACCGUGAACAAAGGAUAUGAUAUUCAUGGAUGGGAGCUUGGAAAUGAACUCAGUGGCAGUGGAGUUGGAGCUCGAAUUGAUGCAGACCAAUAUGCAGCAGACGUGAUCACCCUGAAACACAUUAUUGACAGCACCUACCAAAGCAACCCAUCAAAGCCUCUAGUAAUUGCACCAGGAGGCUUCUUUGAUGCAGCCUGGUUCACCGAACUCAUCAGCAAAACAAAGCCAAAUCAAAUGGAUGCUAUCACUCACCAUAUCUACAAUUUAGGCCCUGGGGUUGAUGAUCAUCUGGUUCAGAAAAUUCUUGAUCCUUCUUACCUCAAUGGCGAGGCGAGCACAUUCAGCAAUCUUCAGGGGAUACUGAAAUCUGCAGGUACAUCCACUGUCGCCUGGGUUGGCGAGGCUGGAGGGGCUUACAACAGUGGCCACCACCUUGUAACUGAUGCAUUUGUGUUCAGCUUCUGGUAUCUCGAUCAGCUUGGGAUGUCGGCAAAGUAUGACACAAAGACUUACUGUAGACAGACCUUGGUUGGAGGGAACUAUGGCCUGCUCAACACAACUACAUUUGAACCAAAUCCUGACUAUUACAGUGCUUUACUGUGGCAUCGCCUCAUGGGUACCAAGGUCCUCUCGACGACAUUCAACGGCACAAACAAGAUCCGUGCUUAUGCACAUUGUGCGAAAAAUUCAGAAGGGAUCACUCUGCUCCUGAUCAACCUUGAUGGCAACAACACAAACCACAUCUACGUUACGAGCCAAGGCGCACAGACCCAGAGUGCAAGGAAGGAGAUGUCUGAUCACAUUCCUGGGCUCGGGGAAGCAGCCGAGCUCACGAGACAAGAGUACCAUCUCACUCCCAAGGACAGGAACUUGCAGAGCCAACAAACGUUGCUGAAUGGCAUUGUUCUGGCAACUGACGCCAAUGGGGACAUCCCAAAGCUGGAGCCUGUGCAGGUGGUGGGAACACAGCCCAUAACCGUGGGUCCUUACUCCAUUGUGUUUGCUCACAUCCCCAGCUUCUAUGCUCCAGCCUGUAGUUAG